AUGUCCAAACUUGCCUUCAUUGUGCCUCUUGGUCGCCAGUUAUAUACAAGCUGCCCGCUUUCCGCCGCCGGUAUUUUUCGUGCCAGACGACGUCUACCACCAAGUAACACUGAAUGGGGUCCCCUGACUGACCUCCCGGACUAUACUGUGCUGGGUAAAGCAAGCCCGGUAUACACUAGCGAAGGACAGCGCAAGAGAGCCAUUCGUAACUACCUAUUCUCGAAAGAUGUGGUCACUUUGACGAAAAACAUGAUGAAUAUCACAGGAAACCCACGUAAACUCGGGACGGUGGACGGGAGCUGA
Fasciola hepatica (liver fluke) is the source of this 303-nucleotide messenger RNA. NCBI's taxonomy places the organism in Eukaryota, Metazoa, Platyhelminthes, Trematoda, Plagiorchiida, Fasciolidae. The record is from the annotation of a GenBank genome assembly.